Mugil cephalus (flathead mullet) is the source of this 5645-nucleotide messenger RNA. RefSeq names its product mucin-17. Gene Ontology annotation, cellular component: cytoplasm. The transcript is spliced from 4 exons. Bases 1115 to 4666 code for a protein of 1183 amino acids. Gene Ontology annotation, biological process: negative regulation of nodal signaling pathway. The record is from RefSeq and is a predicted model, not a curated record. NCBI's taxonomy places the organism in Eukaryota, Metazoa, Chordata, Actinopteri, Mugiliformes, Mugilidae.
GAGUUGAUCCGUCAGUGUUUAUUGAUGCAGACACAUUUUAAUUGUGAUAUUGACUGUAAACAUGACGUGCAAUGAUUUUUUUUACCACUUUCCUCAACUUAUUCAUGUGAAUUUUUUCUGAUAUUUCUAACUCUUUAUGUACAAAGGUGUAUUGCAAUGUUUUCAAUGAAGUCUAGUCUCAUCCUCAUACAGCUGGUUGCAUGAAACACUGAUGCAUUUCUUACUGGUUUUACUUUUUAAGUAUGUUGAAGCAUGGUCCAUUUUCCGCUUCAUUUGUAUGUGAAUGCAGGUGUUUCCUCUCAUUUAACCUGGUGUUAUUUUAGUUCAGAGAGUUAGAUGAAAUAGCGACAUAAUUUCCACUGUAGCUCCACCUCAUUUACACCUGACAGGUGUGAUUGUGAGAAGCAAUUACAAACACCUCUGUGAGGGUGGAGUAAAACGUAUUUUGUUUUCCCCUCUUGUGUGCGUAGAUGCAUAUAUAUCAUAUCUGUGUCUGUCUGUCGUUACAGAGAUGCGCGGAGAGGUAUUUGUCCUUUGACACUCUGUACUCUGAAGUUGGACACUCGGGGGAUUUUUCUGCGUCCAUUCGAAAAACUUGACCGUCCAAUCCACGCGCGGCUCCGGUGCAGUGGCUCCUCCUCCUCUCCGCCGCUUGCUCCCACAUGUAACGUUAUCACCACCCACCCUCUGGCUGUCUCAGGCAUUGUCUCACCGGGGACGCAUCGCACGGAGCGCGGCGCCGUGGUAACUCCACCGAGACGGCAAACAAGUGACAAGAAAAAAAAGGGACGAUGUCAACAGGAAACGAAGCCGGGGUUAAUAUGAGGCAUGGGUCGGUGAUGUCUCUUCAGUCUGCCGCUGGAUUCAUUAAUGCUAGUCUCGUGCCAGUCCGCGGGGCUGCGUGAAGCUGCAGGCUGCAUGGCACCUUCCAGAUGGACGGGAUAAUCUCCUUAAUGUUGCGUUAAAUCGAGCUGCUGCUAUGAUACUGUCGCUCAGUCGAGUCCGCGUCGCUCUGUCUGGUGCUGAACCUUAACAAUUCACUCCUCUCACGCGUCGGUAACUGAGCCGUGGUCAGCAGUGCGCCCCCGGUCCGCCUGCCGGCAUCCAAACGAGGAUGGCCGCCCGCCGCAGCUGCGUGAACUCGCUCUGGUCGGGCACCGAGCGCGUCCGCAUCGGAGAGCGCCUCAAAGCCACCCUGGCCGGGGUGCUGGAGCUGGAGGUGCUCAGGUGCAAACACCUGGAGAUGGUGGACGCCGCUCUGGAGGACCGAUCCUCGGCUGCCCCCGACGGAGAGGAGCCACCGCCGGAGGAAGGGAGCGGAACCCCGGAGAGCACCCCCUCAGAUAGCGCGCAUGGCUCUGCGACAUCCCCCAGGCAACAGGCUCCCUCUCCUUCAGAUACGAUGGUAUUUCCUUGUCAGAGCAGCCCGGAGGACUGUGGCAGUAAUUCAGGGGACGGGACAGUCAACCUCUCCUCUGGCAGGGGCAGUAACUCCCGCUGGUCGACCCUGUCCUGGGACGCCCCCUCGGACCUUCUCUCUCCCCCGACCCCAGACCUCAGCAGUAUGGUCCACCCGGACUGCGACUCCAGACCUAGUUCAGGUUUCUAUUCGGUGAGUGGGAGCUCUCUGUCCGACUCUUCCUACUCCGUCUCAAGCGAUGCUGCUCUCGGCGGACUGGUUCCACCUGCCCGACCCCUGCAGCUGUGGGAGCAGGUUCCUCUGUCUGCAGAGAACACUGACAUCUUGUGGCCCGAAGGUGCAGGGCAACUCCAUCAGACUUUACUCCAGAGCAGCCAGGAAGAAUGUGACCCAACAGAGGGGACCCAAGAACCAAGAGAGGGGGCCCGAGAACCAACUAAAGGUAUACAAGAACUGACAGAAGAGACGCAAGAACUGACAGAAGAGACGCAAGAACUGACAGAAGAGUCGCGAGAACUGACAGAAGAGUCGCGAGAACUGACAGAAGAGUCGCAAGAACUGACAGAAGAGACGCAAGAACUGACAGAAGAGACCCAAAAACUGACAAAAGAGAUGCAAGAACCCACAAAGGGGCCGCAAGAACCAACAGAAGAGAUGCAGGAAGCAACAGACGGGACCCAAGAAGCAACAGAAGAGACUCCAGUCUCAGUUCCAAGUGACCUUGAAGCUACUGGUCUGAGCUUUCUGUCUGACCUUUGCUCUGGACUCGGUGACUCCCUAAUGUCUUCCCUCCUCCCGCUCCUCAACACUGCUUCGCUCUCCCCCUCCACCUCUUCCUUCGAUUUCAAACCCCAGCUGGACGCCCGCUUUUGUACAGACCUGGUGUCUCGUCGAACCAAAGAGGUGUACUCCUACCCAAGCCCACUGCAUGCGGUUGCCCUCCAGAGCCCCCUCUUCAUCUCCCAGACGCAGGAGCAAUCAGCCUCUGCAAGCCCCGAAGGACCACAGCCUGAUGAACCAAAAGAGUCAAACGCUGACGCACCUCUGACACUCCAGCCUGAACAGAGCCCCACACUGGCAUCCUUCACCCAGCUGGAGCAGUACAUCUCUCGGCUCGCUCGCCAGUAUCACAGCCGGGUAACCUCCUCCACCUCCGAUCUCACUUCAGCUUCCACCCCAUGUCGAAUGACACACAGAGGCCUUUGUACCCCAGGCAAAAGUCAUGGCUCCACCCAAUCGCUUUCUGCCUAUGAGAACCGCAGUACACCCUCCACCUUACCAGGUGGCAACAUCACGCCCUGUAAGUCGCUGCUGGGGAACUCGGCCAGAGUCAGUCUCAGUACAACCGCAAAAAAAGGCACCAGGAAUUCAAUCAACCUGGGUAACCUUCCUUCGGCCACUGGAGAGGACUUGAGCAUAAACCUGCAUCUCAACCUCAACUUGAACCUGAACCCUGGUUUAAAUUCUGGCCGCGGGCUAGCGGACAAUUCCAAAAAUGGAACUUGUGGAGCUUUGAGGGCUGACUUUACCGCAACACCCACAGCGCCUCCAUCAUCACUUUCUUCUGCUGUACCCACCCCAGCAAUGAGAUCCCGCCCUCGCAUUUCAACUUGUCCGAGCAGCCUGAGCCACCGCAGCUCGCUGGAAGUACCCUCAGGGUCCGGGGCCAAUUCUGGGUUUGCGUCAUCAGGCUUCUGCCGCUCGUUGGACUGGAGCAGUGGUGCGCCACCUGAGACUGGACACUAUGUGUAUGGUGCGAACCCUGGAUCAGCUCCUGGGUCUCAGCGGAGCAGCUUGAUCCAAGAGUCCAGUUCAAGUCCCAAGCUAAGCGAAGACUCCUCCAUGGUGGAGGAGAUCUCCCGCCUCUCUGGUCUGUCUAGGGCUGUUGUUAUAGGGCUGAUGGAACAAGGCGUGGAGCUGGAUAUUGACUGCUUCCAAACUGAUUCUGCAGGCGAGGUGAGGGGUCACAGUAAAACUCACCUGACGGCCCAGCCAGAUCAGUCACAUGACUAUAGUAGGCUGACCGACCUCAGCCCACAGAGACCAAUCCAGCUCUCUCUCAGCGUCACCCAUUCUCCACAGUCUCAGUCCAGCCUCACCCCUCCUCUUUCACACUCCAACAGCCCCAUACACCCUUACCAGUCCAUCCACAUUCCCUCUUCCCUCUACUCGUCACACUGCCACUACCAACAAAUGCCUUCCCCGUCUGACCUUCCCUCCUCCACUGCCUCCUCCCCGGCUUCUCGCCCCACCCCAAGGGGUCGCUCCCCUCCACGCCCCCUCCAGCCAUCCCCCCUCGGUGCCACUCCCCUCUCAGUUUUCCGACGGGAUGCGCCCUUUCAGUGCUCCCUCCCCCGAACCAAUACCCGGAACUCUCCUUUGGAGCACGGUGGCAUCCAACCAAGAGGUGGAUCACUUCGACAAAGUGGGGGAGGAAGUGGGGGUGGGAGCAAGUGGAAAAGAGGGGAGGGAGAAGGGCUCUACAGAGGCAAGCAUGCCUCGCAUAAGUUGAUUAGGGCAGCCACAGUUAGCAGCUAUUCCAAGAGAGAUGACUACAGCUCGGUUUGGGUUGAGGAGGAGGCGCAGACAUCACGGAAGUCCGCCAACAAACUCUGGAAAGGCUUUGAAGGACGUCUCUGGGGAAAAGAGUCUGAAAGUGAAAGGGAGGAAAUGGACAGAGCCGAGUAUGGCUACGGCUGGAGGAGGAACAGCGUCGGGAGCUGGAGGAGAGAGCACAGACGGAUGAAGGCUUCGUCCAGCAGCGGUGACAAGAGGCCAAAAGUAGACAACUCUCCCGUCUACUCAAAGAAGAGGGGGAAGGAAGACGGCGAGAGGCGCAGUUCCAGUCUCAGGCUUUCUAGGAGGGCUCUGUUCAGGAGUGAGUCCCAGGGCUUGCUGGUACCUCGUAACUACAGCGAGGAGCCUAAAAAGAGACAACACUGGGUCUCCUCCUUAGACGUGGGGCAAGGUGGCAUGGGGGUCAGCAGAGAUGAAGGAGUUAGGUUGCUAAGGGCAAAGGAGGAAGACAAGCGGCUGUCUUCCACGGCCAGCCUCUUUAACCUCUCUCGUUCUCAGAGCCUAGAAGGCAGCUGUCAUUCCCUUUCCCCCCUCUCCUCUCCUUCGUUCUCUCCUUCCCCUCCUCCGCGGAUGCCCCUCCAGCGCUCCCGAUCACUGAGGGAUUUGGGGAGGAAAGUAUUCGGCUCCAUGAGGUCCUUGAGUCUCAAACGGAAACCAUCCAAGAAGUGACACUUCUACAAUAAUAGAACUUCUCAGUAGAUGCAUCUUCCACAUGUUACAUACACCAGUAAACCAGUGAUGCUUAGUAUUAUAUUUGUUGUAAAAAAAAAAAGAGUGCCAUCAUUUUUGAUGUUCAUUCUUCAAGGUUUUAUGAUCAGUUGAAUACACUGGCCGUAAGAUAUGUACUAUGCCAGUGCUUGCAUUCACCACCAACAUGAUGGAAAUUCCUCUCAGGCACAUGAAGUGUUUAAAACCUUGUUUAUGGCCCGUGUCAUUCAUUCUGGUAACAUUUUUGUAAAUUUUUAAAAAGACAUACACUUUUUUAUAACCUCCCAAAAUACUAAUUUCUUAUCAAAUUACUUCCAGCAUGUUCUGCAGCACAAUAAUAGUGCUUAGUAGCCCAAGAGACUUUUUAUUGGAAAAACCUUGUGUGGUUAACGGUGCACUGUACACUGGCAAACUAGGGGUCGGUAGAAUGUGGCGAAGCUCACAGAUAAAUGUAAGUGAAACCAGUUAAUUUAUGAGUGAAUAUGAGCUGCAAAUAACCGUAAGUUGUUUCAAAGGACCUGACACCUCGGCAGGAACACUAGUCCUUUCUUUUUCUGGAAAGUAUCCUGAUUUUAAAAAAAAUGCUGAAUAUGACCCCAUUUGCUUUACGAAGCUUCUUUGCAUAUUGGUCUUACCCACCUGUAAACAUGAGUAUGAAUGCCUAUGUGCACACUCCCUUUCUGCAUGCUGCUCCGUGACUUGUUCAGUGAUUGUAGCUAUUGUGAGAAUGUGAUAUUCUUCUUUCAUCAUGGGCAAUACUGCCUCUGGAGUACAAUCAUAUUGGCCAGAUUAUGACCAAAACCACCAAGCAAAUACUCUUUAACUUGCUAUUUUGCUCAGGAUCUUUAAAUAAAUAUUGAAUGAUUAAAAUGUUGAUGAAUUAUCUGAGAUCAGUUUGUGGCUUCACAUGGUGUGUAACUAAUAAAAGAAACUGACUAAA